AUGGAGUCUAUCCUCGCCUGUUUGCACUGGGGGAGCGAGGCGCUGCCUCUACCUGGCUCGCACAGCACAGUUCCUGAUGAUGACUUUCCGCCUUGGAAGUGCAUCAGUGAGGUGAUCCCUGGUCUCUACCUUACUUGUGCCUGCGAGAUGGCCGAUAAGACAAAGUGCGCCGCGAUGGGUGUAGCUCUUGUCAUCAACAUGUGCGGGGAAGAUGAUGCUGCAAAGUACCGCGUUUUUGAAAAGGAUGAGAGCGCAGCGUAUGCGUUUCGCCGGUUUGAUUCGCAGGAGAGUUUUGUCUGCGAGUUGAGCAGCUACUGCCAUAUCGCAGUGAGCACCCCAAAGGCGCAAAGAAAGGUGUUUGUUGUGACCAUUCUUGCAGAGGAUGCGCCGACGUACCGCAUUGACCAGCACUUCGUGGAGUGUGCAGUGCUUAUGGAAAUUGUUUUGCAGUCUAGAAAAGGUUAUGAAACGGUUAGCGAUGAGGACUACACAGCUGUCCCGGCUGUGGCAGUGCAUUGCAUGGUUGGCGUGAGCCGGUCGGCCUCCAUUGUCGUUGCAUACUUCAUAAAGAAAUACGGCCUGUCCCAAGACGAUGCUAUCAGUCUAAUCCGCUGCACGCGCCCGGUAGUUCAGCCAAACCCCGGGUUCCAGCGGCAACUCUCCAUGUGGAUGGCUCUCCGAAGCCAUCGCAUCGUUGACGAAUGGACGGCCAAGGUGCUUGCUGUCGAAAUAAAGGCCAAGUCGAACCUUGUCGAGAUAGCAAGCACGAUGCUACCAACCAUCUUGCGGGCGAAGAAGUGUGACAACGAGCGUCGCUACUUCGGGUCGCUUAUCAGAAAUGCUGCGCCGACCGAAGCAGAGCUGCAUGCUGUAUACCGGGAGCUUCGCUCAGUUGUCGCGGCGGAUGUCGAUAGUGAGGUCUACACAGACAUUCCCAACUACUUCGGCUACGUUGCCGAGGUUGUGCGCAGCAUCGAUUACACCGCUCCAGCGGUGCUGCAAUAUGCCACGGACUUUCGCAACUCACUCGUGUGCAACGAUGCUUUCUAUUAUCGUGUAGUGAAAGAUGUGGCUCGCUCAGGUUUUGAAAAAGACACAUUUGACACCAUUCGCGGCUUUUGCUCGCUGUUUGAAGCCAUCUACGUCAAGCACCUAUGCGCUCGCGACUCUGGCCACCCCGCAGCCUUGAACCCAAGCGCGGGUGAUACGGGGCUGCCGUCAGUGUGCGCGCUUUCAUUCCCUUUUUUGUUUCUUGUGGCACCUUACGCCGAGGGGUUUGUGCAGUUUAGCGAGUGGAACGCGCUGGUCAAUGAAUUCGCGACCACAGGGGACGCGCUGAGCGCCACCGACCUUCUGGGACUGAAAAACGAGACAGUGCGCAUGUUUCUUCAGUUCUUCUUUCAAUCUUCGCGUGCUGCGGAAGGGUCUGCCGCAACAGAAAGUUACACAAAGCUUGGUUUCUUGCAAAAUGAUGUUGAAGUGGUGACAUUUAGGGCAGUGGAGUCGGAUCUGAAGACCGGCGGCGGCUCCAUUGCCUCACUGGAGAGCGUCGUGGCCGUUUCCCAGUCAGUGGACAACCACGUUUCGUUUCUCCUGGUAUGCAAAACGCUGAGCGGCAUACUUGCUUUUCGUCUUCUUUUAGAAGCAGCGGAGCAGUUCCUCUCCCAGACAUACGGCGCACGACUGGGAGAAAGUGUGUCACUUGCUGACGAACUUCUGCCGCUACAUGUGAUCUCUGCGGCGGCUUUGUCACUAGAAAGCGCGUACACAGCAGUGCAUUGCAAACCAUGCAAGGCCGGCGAUUUCUUCAGGGGUGAGCUUUCGAGUCUUUUGGAGACUGGGGUUUUGAAUCCUGCUGGUGUGGUGUCGCUCUUCCAGGCACCGCCGUAG
Molecule: messenger RNA, 1890 nt
Organism: Leishmania mexicana MHOM/GT/2001/U1103
Lineage: Eukaryota; Euglenozoa; Kinetoplastea; Trypanosomatida; Trypanosomatidae
Product: putative dual-specificity protein phosphatase,putative
Exons: 1
Coding region: 1-1890 (629 amino acids)
Biological process (GO): protein dephosphorylation
Cellular component (GO): cytosol
Molecular function (GO): protein tyrosine/serine/threonine phosphatase activity
Source: RefSeq, a predicted model, not a curated record